UGGUCAGGGCUGAUGAAGCUCUCUGGGGGUACUUCAUACCACGACACAUCCCUGCUGUAAACCACCAAGCAGAAUCCAAAUGAGAGCACGAGGACCUUUGAUAUCUCCUAGGUGGUUUUGGUUUGUCCCCAGCGCAUCUCCACACACUGAUCAUCUUGGCCUACUUAUAUGCAGAGAAAUGUCUUGCUCCUGCUGAUGGCAUGAUGGCAGGUUGGAUGGAGGAGGCCCAGCAGUGGUGGUGGGGGGUUCUGCUCUUCCCAUCUCUGAUUUAGAGCACCCCACUGCGGGGUGGGGAGACGUCCCUCCAAAACUCUGCCCUGCCUGUACCCAGACCCAGCUCUCAUUACUGCACCAUGCCCAGCAGAUGGUGCAGGGACCCCACAUAGUGCACGGUGUUCAUUGCACCCCGUUGUGUGUGGCUGAGGGAAGGGGACACGGGCUCGGGGAAGGGGCUGCAUGUGCCCCAGGAGUGGCCUUUUUGCAAGCCACAAUCAUUUGCUCUGCAUGGGAAUCCUACGGGCUGGUAACGUAGGCUUUGUUGAAGGUGGGGUGCAGCGGUGGAGGUUGGUUGAAAUCCAGGUAGCUAAAGAGAUAAGGGGAAAUACGGUGAAAUAGCUGAUGAACCGAAGGCAACCCCCUCUUUAAGGGCAGGCCUUAGGUGGCCGCAGGCAGAAGGGCUGCACGCAGCCAGCCCUCCAGGCAGCGUUUGGGAUGGCGGUGACCACAGCCGGGGCUCAGGGAGGAGGACGCGGGCUGCCCCCGGGCGAACCCCGAGCCUCGCUCUAUAGGGCGAGCUCCGCCAUCCUCAGCCCUUAUCCCGCUUCACAGGGUGCGAGCAGAGCCCGGCACCCGCCGUGCCGUUCGCCAGGGCUCGGCUUCCCCGGCCGCGGUGCGCAGGGCGGCGUGGGAGGGAUAACUCAUCCCAGCCAGGAGGCAGAGGUGCCGGGCGGAGGGAGCUCACCGCCUUCCUCCCGCCGAGAGCCCCGCUCCACCGCAGGACCAUGGCUCCGGGGCUCCGCCGCAGCCUCCCUCUGCUGCUGCCGCUGCUGCUGCUGUGCCCUGCGGCACGGCUGGCCGCGCCGGCGGCCCAGGGCUGCCCAGGCAGGCAGCAGCUCCUGGCAGCUGUGCGGCAGAUGCAGCAGCUGCUGAAGGGGCAGGAGACGCGCUUCGCAGAGGGGCUGCGCCUGAUGAAGAGCCGCCUCAGCACAUUGCAUGCAGCACUGAGCAAGGCAGCCCCGGAGCCGGCACCUGUGUCCUGCCCAGCCCCACAGGCCCCCGCUGGUGGGCGGAUGUUUGGCACCAAGUACCUGGUGGAGCACGAGGUGCACUUUGCCUGUGAGCCCGGCUUCAAGCUGCAGGGUUCCAGCACACGGAUAUGCCAGGCUGAUGGCAGCUGGAGCGGACAGGAGCCGCGCUGCACAGAGCUCAGCACAUGCUCCAGCAACCCCUGCCAGAACGGCGGCACCUGCGUGGAGGGAGCGGGCCAGCACCGCUGCCUCUGCCCACCGCCAUGGAGCGGGGCCGCCUGCCAGCAUCGCACACAGACAGAGCCCCCAACGUGGAGUGCAACAGCUGAUCCUGCCUUCAGCCGCAAGCCGCGCUGUGCCCAGGUGGAGCACGCCCAGCAGUGCCGCUGCGAGCCGGGCUUUCACAUGAGCGGCACAGCCACCGCCAGCCUCUGCCAGGAUGUGGAUGAGUGUGAGCUGUACCAGGCAGAAGGAGCCCCACGGCUGUGCGCCCACCUCUGCGUCAACCUACCUGGCUCCUACCGCUGUGCCUGUCCCACUGGGUACAGCCUGCUGGGCGAUGGCAAGAGCUGUGAAGACAUCGAUGAGUGCGCUCUGUCGCGGGACAACUGCACGCGGGGCACAACGUGCAUCAACACGGGUGGGGGCUUCCAGUGCGUCAGCCCCGAGUGUCCCCAGCCCGGCGGCAACAUCACCUAUGUGAAAACAUCACCCUUCCAGUGUGAGCGCAACCCCUGCCCGAUGGAUAGCAGAUCGUGCCACCAGGCGCCCAAAACCAUCUCCUUCCACUACCUGCCCCUGCCCUCCAACCUGCUGACCCCAACCCCGCUCUUCCGCAUGGCCACAGCGGCAGCACCCGGCCGGCCGGGACCCGACAGUCUCCGCUUUGGCAUCGUGGGAGGCAACAACCGGGGUCACUUUGUGAUGCAGCGCUCGGACCGGCAGACUGGGGAGCUCAUCCUGGUGCAGAGCCUGAAGGGCCCCCAGACCAUCCAGGUGGAUGUGGACAUGUCUGAGUACCUGGACCGCACCUUUCAGGCCAAGCAUCUCUCCAAAAUCACACUCUUCGUCUCUGCCUAUGAGUUCUAGGGCAGAACAGGGGGAGGCUGCAGGGUUUGGGUGCUUUCAUAUGCGUGGUGGCCUUUUUUAUGGUCCCUUUAUAGCAUCCUCCAGAUGAAAGCACUUCGGGUGCCAGCAAGCACUGGAGCCCUGAAGCCAGCCAUCCCCCUCUGCAUUGCGGUGAUUUUAUGAGUUACCAGGUGCUUUUUACACCCACAGCACACGAGGUGCAGCAAACUGCAUGCAGGUUAUCUGCUUGCUGAGUGUGGGAGCAGGGCGUUACUUCUGCCCACAGCCUCCAGGAGGACAUCCUAUAACCUCUGCACCUACACAGUGCAAACCAGCAGGUAGAAACCAAGGUGCUUACUUCCUUUUUGAUUCCCUUUUUUUUUUGUAGGAAAGAAGCUAAGCUGGUGCUGUCAGCCCUUCUCUGCACUGGGCUGGGCUUGCUUCCCUCUGAACACCAAGACCCCCAGCUGGGAUUUGCUGAGCGGAGCUCAAGCUCUUGGUGCUGCUUGGGGUGGUGGCUGUGCCCUGCAAGCCCUGAGGUUGUGUGGCACAACACAUUGCAUUGCUCAGAGCAUGUGGAGAAGUUCUUCCCAGCCUCAGCUCCCAGCACACAACUGAAGCAGAAAGUUUGGGGUGGGACUGUCUAGAAGUGAGGCUAUUGCUUGCAUUGGGGUCAGCCAUCCUGAGGUCUCCAGAGAUGCAGGAAGGACUCGGUGCCAUCACACUUGAUGGGCUGGAGAUCAGGGAUGUCUGGAAGGUUGUCCUAUUCCUUAAUCCUCUUGGAUGGGGUCGUGCACCUGCAUCCACCCAUGUCCUGGCAUGGACGUGCCAUGGGGAUGACUUCAGCUGAGCAUGGUGCUUGUCUUGCAAGAGCUCAGGGUGUGAAUAUCUCACUUUUUAAACACCCCUUGUCCUCUUGCAGGAAUAGCUGUGGGGUUGGCUCCUGCCAUGGUGCUGCAACACGUGCCCAGGUCUGCACCAAUGUGUUGCUCACCUCUGCUCCCCGGUGCAGCGCUUGUGCAUGUAAACCACAAAAACAUUAUGCAUGUUUCUCUUUCAUGUAGUACAAUUAAAGGAUGAUAUAGCCUCUGAGUAGGUGCAGAGCAGAAUAAAGUAUCCGCAGCACGGGUAGGGUGUGUUCACCCACAGCCCACUGGGGAUGGGUUCUGGGUUUAUGGGA
This is a messenger RNA of Coturnix japonica (Japanese quail), 3495 nucleotides long. It is a transcript of the gene FBLN7, whose product is annotated as fibulin 7. The record is from RefSeq and is a predicted model, not a curated record. Lineage: Eukaryota; Metazoa; Chordata; Aves; Galliformes; Phasianidae. Gene Ontology annotation, molecular function: calcium ion binding.